AUGAGAUAUUCUAGAAGCAGUACAAGGAGAGAGCUAGCUGAAAAGAUCUUUACCAGUUAUCUAGCUCCCCGGAACCUUCCUAGUGCAGGAUUCCUCCCGUUUCUCCAAACGGUGCUUUGUAGCUCAGAUGCCACAUGCAGAAGCACACCAUAUGCGCCUGAAGACCUGCUAGCCAAGCUGAGUCAUAUCUUGCCUGCAAGGAGAAAACAGAGAAGGUCAGCUAACCUGGAGAAGGACAGCAAUCCAUCAACCCAGAGUGCUGAUGCUCCCGAAAGCAGGAAUGGUUCACUGGUCACUGCAGACUGGACUGAUUCAGCAGCCAAUCCAAAUAACACUGCUGAAAAUAUUUCGUCAAUGGCCAGCCAUGCCAGUAUUCAGCUGCUCAACAAGAUACUCAAGCUAGCAGAGGUACAAAAGUCGUCUGCAGCAAACCUUAAAGCUGAGAUCUGUGAGGUCAUGUCAGCAAAUGCAUCUCCGCAGAGUCCCUUUUGGGAAGUCAUUGGAGCAAACAUCCAUCAGACAUUUUGCUUCAGCAACCUAUCUCUUGUGGGGUCAUUCUUUCAAGAACUUAGAAAUCAGAUUCCCAAAUUACAACAUGAUCCACAUUACCAGAUGUCCUUUGUUAAGGACACAGUUUCAUUCUUAUCACUCGUCUCCCAAGUGCAGAAUGACACCUCUACAUGGCGACUCCUCUUGAUGGCCCCAGAUAUCAUUCAAGGUGUCACCAGCAUGGAGGGUAUGGCUGCUGCCCUUCAGAACACAAGCAGAAAAGUAUUCUCUCCAGAUUUUGCUGGUGAAGAUCUUGCUGGUGAAGUGAGCCAUCUCUCCAAGAAUUUAAAAAUCAUUAAGAAAUCUUUACAACUUUUCCAGGAUUUACAAGAGAAAUUUAGUACUGCUGAACUGAAAAACCUAGAGCUAUUCAAGCAAUAUGAGAACAGAACUAUCCUGAGACUGGCUGAAAUUCUGUCCCAGCAAGCAGCAGGUGACAGAGAUAAUACUUCAAGAGAUGGAUUAAAUAAGGAAGAAAUCCACAGUCUCCGGAGCUUCCUGUCUCUGCUGCUUCAGAAAGGCUCCAGUGGGUUGUCCCUUUUGGACAUAAUGGCCCACUUGAUAGCAACUCCAAAUGUUUCCAACUUAGGUAGAAGUGUUUGGGAUCCAGCUUUUUUAAAUAAAAUUAAUUUUAACACCACAAAGACAUGGCAAAUUAUGGAAAUGAUAACUCACAGAUUUUUGUACACGCAUGAAGGCUUUAGAAGCCACUCAAAAGUGGCCACCCCCGAGGGUUUUCAGGGGCUGCAGGAGGUUCCAAAGCCCCUUUGA
Varanus komodoensis (Komodo dragon) is the source of this 1320-nucleotide messenger RNA. Its product is annotated as glucosylceramide transporter ABCA12-like. The transcript is spliced from 8 exons. Lineage: Eukaryota; Metazoa; Chordata; Lepidosauria; Squamata; Varanidae. Bases 1 to 1320 code for a protein of 439 amino acids. The record is from RefSeq and is a predicted model, not a curated record.